AUGGUUCAUCUCACCGUCGCCCUUGUGGCCCCUCUUUUGGCGGCCAUUGCAAAUGCUUUCAACUAUGACCAGCCCUACCGUGGCCAAUAUCAUUUCUCGCCCAAGGAACAUUGGAUGAAUGACCCCAAUGGUCUCUUGUAUCAUGAUGAGACCUACCAUUUGUUCUUUCAGUACAACCCUGGCGGUAUUCAGUGGGGCAACAUGUCCUGGGGCCAUGCCACCAGCAAGGACCUCACCCACUGGGAGGAGCAGCCCAUUGCCCUCCUAGCUCGGGGAUAUGGUGGCAACGUCACCGAGAUGUACUUCAGUGGAAGUGCGGUCGUCGAUGUGGAUAACACCAGUGGCUUUGGAAAAGAUGGCAAGACCCCUUUGGUUGCCAUGUACACGUCCUACUACCCUGUUGCGCAGACCCUACCGAGUGGAAAGUACAUUCAGGAGAAUCAACAGGCCCAGUCCAUCGCAUACAGUCUUGACCAAGGUAUCUCCUGGACGACGUACGAUGCCGCAAACCCAGUCAUCUACCAACCUCCCACCCCAUACCAAGAUCAGUACCAAAACUUCCGUGACCCCUUCGUGUUCUGGCAUGAGGAAUCGCGAAAAUGGGUCGUCGUGACUUCUCUGGCCGCAUUGCACAAGCUCGCAAUCUACACUUCUGAAAAUCUCAAGGACUGGAAGCUGGCGAGUGAAUUCGGUCCUUACAACGCCCAAGGCGGCGUUUGGGAGUGCCCUGGCCUAUUCCAGCUUCCCCUUGAUAAAGGGAAAUCCAUGAAGUGGGUCAUCACGAGCGGAAUAAACCCUGGUGGUCCCCGGGCACAGUUGCGUGUAUCCCGGAAAUGCAACUGCCAACUGGAUGGACUGGGGCCGGACUUCUAUGCGUCGGCUGGUUACAAUGGCCUCGCUGCUCACGACUUCGUCCAAAUUGGAUGGAUGAACAAUUGGCAGUACGGAACGAACAUCCCCACCACUCCCUGGCGCAGCGCGAUGUCUAUCCCUCGACACCUGUCCCUCAAGACCAUUGGUUCUAAAGCCCUUCUCAUUCAGCAGCCUCAGGAAGCCUGGUCUUCCAUUGUGAAAAAGCAUCCCGCCUACUCGCACACAUAUAAAAGUAUCCCGCAAGGCUCCGUUAACGUGGGAACUACAGGAGAGACAAUCAAACUUGACUUGAGCUUCUCUGCUGCUUCGACGGCUUCAAAGUUCGCCAUCGCCGUUCGAGCCUCCGCAGAUUUCACCGAGCAGACGCUUGUUGGGUACGACUUUGUUAAUAAAGAGGUCUUCAUUGAUCGCACCCAGUCUGGAGAUGUGUCGUUUGACACAACUUUCGCGAGCGUCUACCGCGGGCCCCUCGCGCCUGGUAAUAAUGACAUGGUCAAGUUGACCAUCUUUGUUGAUCGGUCUAGUGUGGAAGUCUUCGGCGGCCAAGGUGAGACUACCCUGACGGCUCAAAUAUUUCCAAACAGUGACGCGCUUCACGCCCGGCUGGUGUCAACUGGGGGAGCUACUAAAAGGGUUGAUCUCAAUGUCUACAAUGUCGCUUCGGCUUGGAUCUAG
Messenger RNA from Penicillium cosmopolitanum, 1548 nucleotides. RefSeq names its product glycoside hydrolase family 32 protein. The transcript is spliced from 3 exons. Gene Ontology annotation, biological process: sucrose catabolic process. Lineage: Eukaryota; Fungi; Ascomycota; Eurotiomycetes; Eurotiales; Aspergillaceae. Bases 1 to 1548 code for a protein of 515 amino acids. Gene Ontology annotation, molecular function: sucrose alpha-glucosidase activity. The record is from RefSeq and is a predicted model, not a curated record.